CUCAUCAGUUCGAACUCUACUGCCCUGGCCUCAGGUGACCCGCCCUUUAAAUGCCCCAGGAAUUUUAAAAAUCCCCUUCCUGUUUGCUCAGCCAGGUGUGGAGUGCAAUCAGUGAAUCUUUCCAGGGGACCAUGCCUCCACACAUCAAACGAGCCCCAGCAUGGAGCAAUGGUAAGUUGCUGGACCUCAUCAGUGUUUGGGGGGAGGAAGCUGUGCAAUCCCAGCUGCGCUCCAGCCGUAGGAAUUACGAUACCUUUGGGCAGGUAUCAAAGGCCAUUCUGGAAAGGGGCCAUGACCGAGAUGCGCUGCAGUGCAGGGUUAAAGUGAAGGAGCUGCAGAGUGCCUAUUGCAAAGCCCGCGAGGGAAACCGCCGCUCCGGCGCUGCCCCCACGACCUGUCGUUUUUACAAAGAGCUGGAUGCAAUACUUGGGGGUGACCCCACCGCCAAUCCGAGGACCACGAUGGACACUUCGGGGGGGAGGAAGAGAAGAGGGGGGAGGAGGAAACUGAGAGUGAAGGUACUGGGGUUGGGGGAGACACCCCGGAGUCCCUGGAGGCAUGCAGCCAGGAGCUCUUCUCAAGCCAGGAGGAAGGUACCCAGUCACAGCAGCCGGUACUUGGUGGAGGACAAACAGAGGAGUGGGUUCCCGCAACCUUGAGUUCUCGGCUGCCCGUGUUAUCAACAGCUCAAAGACUCCAAAACCUCUGGAAGAAGCCGCGAAAAAGCAAAGAAGACCUACUGCAAGCAGUUAUGGAUCACUCUGCCACAGAGAAUCAAAAAGUGCAGGACUGGUGGGAAAGAGAAAGCAGGAUCCGCCAGAAAAACACAGCGGCCAGGAAGAAAAGCACAAAGCAGCUGAUAAGCAUCCUGGCACUCCAAGCGGACUCUAUCCAGGCGCUCGUAGCCAUGCAGGCAGAGCACGACCACACGGUCCCACCCCCCAUCCCAAAGCUCUUUCCCUUGUGCCCCAAUGUCAGCUCAAAACCCCCUUCCCCAGCAUCCAGGUUCUUACCACCACCAGCUGCCUCCAACACCUGUACGUUCACCAACCAGCCCUGAGAACUACGACCCUUACCCUCUGCACUCAACCCCCAUCACCAUGCAGUAUAGGUAUCCUGAAGUGCAGCAGUCAUUGCACGGCACUCCAGACAGAACAUAUUCAAACCUGUGACUGUACAGUUCCCCACCACACCCCCUUGCCCUUUUAGGCUCCCAAAAUGUUGUGUGUCUGUCAAUAAAGUUAUUUUCUUUUCAAUAAAUGAA
Messenger RNA from Gopherus flavomarginatus (Mexican gopher tortoise), 1264 nucleotides. Its product is annotated as zinc finger and SCAN domain-containing protein 29-like. Lineage: Eukaryota; Metazoa; Chordata; Testudines; Testudinidae. The record is from RefSeq and is a predicted model, not a curated record. The transcript has 2 exons. Bases 132 to 659 code for a protein of 175 amino acids.